Brassica napus (rape) is the source of this 1035-nucleotide messenger RNA. RefSeq names its product 50S ribosomal protein L25. The record is from RefSeq and is a predicted model, not a curated record. Gene Ontology annotation, cellular component: cytosolic large ribosomal subunit; ribosome. Lineage: Eukaryota; Viridiplantae; Streptophyta; Magnoliopsida; Brassicales; Brassicaceae. Gene Ontology annotation, molecular function: structural constituent of ribosome; 5S rRNA binding. The coding region runs from base 80 to 886 and encodes 268 amino acids. The transcript is spliced from 3 exons. Gene Ontology annotation, biological process: translation.
AGAAACCCCACAUUUCUGCAACACAGUUCCUACACCCACUCAAGUGCUCGCUGUCUCCUGUCUCUGUCAAGUGUGGACAAUGUUGCUCCGUCGUGCAACCGCCGCAUUACCCAAAACCCUACAAAACCUCCGGCUAUACUCUCCGGCAGCUACCUCCGCAUUACCCCUAGAAACCCAACUAGACUACCUCCCUGGAUUCCCGCGACCCGACCCGAAGCACGCGGAGACGAUCUUGGCCGUUCCACGGUCUGAUUCCGGCAAGAACAUAUCGGCGAAAGAGCGCAAAGCGGGCCGAGUCCCUUCGAUCAUAUUCGAACAGGAGGAUGGACAGCACGGAGGGAACAAGCGGCUUGUCUCAGUUCAGACGAAUCAGAUCAGGAAGCUGGUGACUCACAUGGGUUACUCCUUCUUCCUCUCUAGGAUUUUCGAUGUCGAGGUUCGGUCUGAGCUUGAGUCCGGUGAGGUCGUUGAGAAAGUCAGGGCCUUGCCCAGAUCGAUUCAUUUGCACUCUGGAAGUGAUGCACCGCUGAAUGUGACAUUCAUAAGAGCUCCUCCUGGUACUCUGUUGAAGGUUGAUAUCCCUCUUGUCUUCAUUGGAGAUGAUGUUUCUCCUGGUUUAAAGAAAGGAGCAUCUCUGAAUACCAUCAAAAGAACCGUAAAGUUCCUAUGUCCAGCAGAGAUCAUCCCUCCAUAUAUAGAAGUAGAUCUCAGCCACUUGGACGUUGGACAAAAGCUAGUAACCGGAGACCUCAAGGUUCAUCCAGCGCUAAAGCUUAUAAAGUCCAAAGACGAACCAGUCGUUAAGAUUGCCGGAGGACGUGUCAGUGACCAACAAAAGGACCAGGGAAAGAAGGACCAACCAAAGAAAGACCAAACAAAGAAAUAAACCGGUGAGUGAAUCAUAUUAACCGGUGUAAACCAAAAUGUUGCUCAUACUUGUCUUUUGAUUCUGCAAUGCAUCUUUCUUUUACAUGUGAACGAGUUUAUUUACAAUAAGAGUAGAAAUGGAACCAAACACAAAAAUUUGAUCUUUCA